Molecule: messenger RNA, 1394 nt
Organism: Balaenoptera musculus (blue whale)
Lineage: Eukaryota; Metazoa; Chordata; Mammalia; Artiodactyla; Balaenopteridae
Gene: SACK1C
Product: family with sequence similarity 83 member C
Exons: 5
Coding region: 182-1312 (376 amino acids)
Biological process (GO): epidermal growth factor receptor signaling pathway
Source: RefSeq, a predicted model, not a curated record
CCGAGGAGGCCGGGGGCAACGGGGUGGAGCACGGCUCUGACAAAGGGCAGGCGGGCGGGAGGCAGUUUCUGCUGGUAUCUUCUUCCUGCUGCGGCCAGCCCCUGGUGCCCGCCACGGAGCCUGCUGGAAGGUGAGGGUAGCCGGUGGGCAGGCGUGUUCGGAGGCUCUGGGAGCUCAGGGCAUGGCGGGGCCCCUGCGGGGCCGGGUGGAGGAGCUGAAGCGGCCGCGGUGGCGGGAGAGCUCCCCACGGGUGCUCCAGCACAGUGAGGCCGCCCGGCUGGCGGCCGAUGCCCUCCUGGAGCGGGGUGAGGUUGCCUACCUGCGGGUCAUCUCCGCGGAGCGGGAGCUGCCCUUCCUGAGCCCUCUGGAUGUGGACUACAUGACCAGCCAUGCGCGCGGGGGCUCUGAGCUAGGCGAGGCCCAGGGACCCGAGGCUGCAGGGCCUGACCACCUCAGCCUGCUCUCCGAAGUCACCUCCGGCACUUACUUCCCCCUGGCCUCCGACAUAGACCCCCCGGACCUGGACUUGGGCUGGCCCGAGGUGCCACGGGCCGCGGGCUUCAGGCCCACGCAGGCUGUGGUCCACUUCCAGCGGGACAAAGCCAAGAGCGUCAAGGACCUUCUGCAUUUCCUCUUCAGCCAGGCCCGCACGGUGGUGGCUGUGGUGAUGGACAUCUUCACCGACAUGGAGCUUCUGUGUGACCUCAUGGAGGCCUCGUGCUGGCGUGGUGUCCCCGUCUAUCUGCUUCUGGCCGAGGAACACCUGAGGCACUUCCUGGAGAUGUGCUACAAGAUGGACCUCGAUGGAGGGCACCUACAGAACAUGCGUGUGCGGAGCACGUGUGGGGACACAUACUGCAGCAAGGCAGGCCGCCGCUUCACGGGGCAGGCCCUGGAGAAGUUCGCCAUCAUUGACUGUGAGCAGGUGGUGGCGGGCAGCUACAGCUUCACCUGGCUUUGCGGCCAGGCCCACACGAGCAUGGUGCUGCAGCUGAGGGGCCGCAUCGUGGAAGACUUUGACCGGGAGUUCCGCUGUCUUUAUGCCGAGUCCCGGCCCGUGAAGGGCUUCUGCGGAUGUGAAGAUCCCCUGUCUCCCAGGGCACCGUGCCCUCCCCCAGUGGCCCUGGCCUUCAGGCCCGGCAUCCCCAGCACCACAUCCUCGUCGCGCUCCAGCACCAGCCUCAGCAGCAUCAAGUGCUCACCUCGCAGGGGUCACUCCUCCUACCCCGCUCUGCCAAGAGGUGGUGGCUGCAGUGACACGGCCUCUGCCGUGGUCUUACUUCUCCCUGAUGGACACCUUCUCCGUGGGUGACUUCAUCCACCCCAGGCUUCAGCUCCACAUCUCAGCCCUUCCGUCUCCCCUGGGCUCCAGAUCCGGCCUGGGCAUCUGUCCC